UGACACCGGUCUCCCAGCCCGAGUAACGGUAGCCGUCUCUUCCGAUCCCUCAAUUGUCUCGGUUUGUUGACGUUUGCUGGAGUACAGCGGUAGUUAGUAACGGGGGUCUGGUCGUUGUUGCAGGCGAGUCGUGUGAGAGUCAUUGAAGCUAGCCGACUAGCUGGCUUCAAUGGGUUUUCGAGUUAAAAGAUGAUCGCCUCACUUUCGAGAGGAAGUUUGCUGGAUGAGGUUCUUCACGGGGGCUUUAAUGAGCAGCAGCUGGUAGCCUAUGUUUCCUGGGUGAACUCUCAGCUGAAGAGGAAGCCAGGCCUGAAGCCUAUUACGGACCUCAGGCAUGAUCUGCAGGAUGGGGUCGUGCUCACGCAACUAAUAGAGAUAGUUGCUGGGGAAGUGCUGGAGGGAGUGCAUGAUGCUCCACAAAACAAAGAGGAAAGCAGAAAGAAUGUGGAGCAAGUUUUGCAGUUCAUUUCCUCCAGACACAUACGGAUGCCACACAUAACCGCAAGAGACAUUGUCGAUGGUAAUCUGAAAUCUGUAAUGAGGAUAAUUCUGGCGCUGGCUGCCCACUUCAAGCCCUCAGCCAACCACAGGGCUGCUUCUGGAAGUGGGAGGGGUUUGGCAAGAGGCUCUGCCAACCACAACCCUCUCUCCGCUGUUGCAUUAGCACAAGGUGCAGCUGCUGCGCUCGCAUCAGCACGACAUGAUGCCUCUCAGCCUGCACAUGCCACCCGUAUUCACAGUGGCUGGGGGUUGGAUGGGGAAAAGAGUGUGUGUGUUCGUGCACUGGUUGAGCAGUAUGAAAGACGAUCUCCGGAUGAGCAGGACAACCCCCAGCCUAGCAGCCUCAGCUCCGUCAGUCCACUGUCACCUCCUAGAGCUGCACCCAGCAGCCACUCAGACAGACAGCAGGAAGGCUACCAACAACAAGAGAUCAGUGCCGAUUCAUCUCAUGUUGCAUCGGAGACGGCGUGGGAGGAUUCUCUCAGUGAAACUUUGGAGAAGGAGGUGCAGGACACACGUAAAAUGGUGUCUGCUUUACAGGCCCUGCUGUUGCAUGGUUCGCUGCCUGAGGAUGAGCAGGAUGUGUCUCUGAGUUUGGACCAAGGCAACACUGAGCAGCAACUGGUAGUCAUUCGCAGUCGUUUAGAUCAGAGUAUGGAGGAGGCUCAGGGGCUGAAGCGGGAACUUUUGCGCUGUAAGCAGGAGAUGAGAAACCUGCAGGGAGUCAAGGACGCCCAGCAGCAGAGGCUGUGCACUCAGGAGGCAUCAAUUCUGCAAAUGAAGCAAGAGCUUCUCAGAGCCAGCAUUACGAAGGACGAACUCAACAACAAGAAUGCAGAGCUGCAAUGGAAGCUGGAGGAAUGUAACAGGCUGUGGGGCGAAUGCAAGAAGGAGAUCGGACAGAAGGACAGACUACUGCAGCAACUAAAACACAAGCUUGAAGAAAGCCAAAAAAAGCAGAGUGAAUUGCAAAGAGAGUUGGAGCAUAAAAACAGCAUGCAGAUUCCUGCCGGCACAGAAAACAAUGGAUUUGCUUACUCUGGAAAUCCAGCUCCCUCUAUGUCAGGCCAGGCAGAGGAAGUCCAGCUGCUCAGAGAUGCACUUAGAAGUUUGAGGAACAACUUCAGAGAUCAUGACCCACAGCACCAUACACUGGACACCCUGGAGCAGGGCAUAGUGUCACUCAUCGACAGACUGCACGUUCUGCAUACACACAGGGGAAGGGGGAAAUCUCCAAGACGCAAAGAUCAACACACAGACUCUGACACCUGGCCUUGUACAAAGGUUUGUCAGUCCCACAGUGGUUCUUCUGCAUCCACUAAAAUCCUUUAUUUUACUGGAAAAUCUCCAACGCCUUCCAUGAUCAAUAUACCGAAAAGGCUGGGUGAGGUGACUCUCAAGGAUGUUAAGGCAGCUGUGGAUCGAGAGGGAAACUACAGGUACCACUUCAAGGCCCUGGACCCUGAGUUUGGCACUGUGAAAGAAGAGGUAUUCUUGGAUGGAGCAAUCAUUCCAGGCUGGGAAGGGAAAAUAGUGGCCUGGGUAGAAGAGGACUGUGGUGAGGAAAGGCCAUUGUAGGUUCAAGCUGAGAGGCCAUAUCUCUUCUUGCUUUUGCUUCUGGUUGCUCUGAUCCCGGAGGCUCAUUCAGACAACUGUUGACAGAGUUACAAGUGGACACUUUUUGAGAUUCAUGUCAGCAAGAGAUUUGGGUUGGUCAGCUGGUACUAAACCACACUGAUAUGUCCUACUCGCUCUGGAAACUGAAACUUAGUAUAUCAUAAAGCUGAAACUGUAGUAUCAAAACUUGACUAGACAGUAACAUUAUUGUAACAUUACUGUUUUUAAAACCAAGUUAGUGUUGUUUCAUCUGUAGUUUACUUCUGGUUUGUAUUGAGGAAUUGGAAAAAGGUCACUUUUAACUGCCCAAUAUCACUUUUCAUUCCAACCAGAUUACGUGUUAGAAAUAUGUACUGUCCAUUGUUCUUUAGCCCCGGUACAUUUCAGUCUUAAUUGUGACUGUGAAGUGAAUAUACAGUAUUAUCUAUCAUAACAAGAAAUAGGAGGUUAGAAAAAAACGUUAAAAAAAUACCACUUUUAUAAUGUUACAAGGAAAAUAAAACCUACUGCUGACAAAUACACUGAGCAGAUACCAGCUUCUAAUACUAUUACUAUGUUUUGUAUUGAUUACAUAUAACAGAUAACAGUGAAAAGAAAGAGGGUGAACAGAAAAGUCUAUUGCAAAAAAAAAAAAAAA
Morone saxatilis (striped sea-bass) is the source of this 2755-nucleotide messenger RNA. Its product is annotated as dixin-like. Lineage: Eukaryota; Metazoa; Chordata; Actinopteri; Moronidae. Bases 190 to 2079 code for a protein of 629 amino acids. Gene Ontology annotation, cellular component: cytosol. Gene Ontology annotation, molecular function: protein binding. The record is from RefSeq and is a predicted model, not a curated record. Gene Ontology annotation, biological process: canonical Wnt signaling pathway. The transcript is spliced from 21 exons.